AUGGCGCCGAAGACUGCCCCAAAAUCGGGCAAGCAGCCGGCCAAGGGCUCCGGCAAAGGUCAGGAAUUCCCCUCUUCCAAGUUGGAGUUUGGAUAUCCUGCGGCGCUGAACACGGCGCUUCAAGCUAUUGGGGCCAGAGCAACCCAAGAUCUUUGGCGUGGGCCCCAGCUUGGCGAUGGGGAUGCAACUGCCGAGCAACUCGCCCAGAGGCGGGCCAACCUGGUGUCCAAGCUGGCCAAGCGUGUGGAGGGCGAUGCUCGUGCCAAGCAAGCGCUCAAGGAAGCGCUAGCGGCUUGGAGUAUUUCGCUCGGCAACCACCUCGAGCAGCUCCUCACUCGCGUCCGUGCUCUCAGCCACAAACUCGACGAGGACCUCGUCGAAGCGUGCGGGGAGCUCGAAGCCCAGACCAGGGAUGUGGCUUCCUCCUCUACGGACGACAGGAUCGCGGCUGCCAGGGCAUCGCUUGGGCCUGCUUGGAAUGUCAUACAAGAAGCCGAGGUGCUUCGGCUUGCGGCCGGUCUACGUGCCUUCGGCAGUGUGACGGCCGAUGGAAUGGCUGGUGGGCUGCUAUCAGGACCUGCCACCAGUCAUGCUCCAUUCCCGGCCAGCGUCGAGGACUCCGAGAUCAGUUUUGGUGGAUGGAUCCCAGAGCUGGUGCCACCCUCAGGGCAGGACUCCGGAGCAAGUUCGGCCAGCAUCACGGGUGGUGCUCCUUCCCCCCCGGCAAGUUCAGCCUUGUUCCUUGCCGGGGAUCGACCGGCCACUCGUUGGAGGAAGAGAGGCAGCGGAGCUCUGGAACGACCCUCCAAAAGCCCCCGUCGUGGACCUGCACCGGACACCGAAGUCGGCGAGCCGUGGGUGAGGACUACAACUGGCCUUACCCCCCAGGGAGUUUCCCGCCCACGCCAAACAGCAGUGGAGGAGGACCCCGAGCUGAUCCCGGACAAGGGCGCGCUACAGGAGGCAUGGUGCCGCGCUUGGAUGGCUAUCCUGGCGAUGGUAGCGGAGAGUGGCGACGAUGUUGUCGGAGAGCUUUCUGUGUGCGACGAGCAGGAGACAGCGCUACCACGGCACGAGGACGACCAAUCAGUGGACAAGGUGGCUGCUGCGGCAGACGAGCUGUGGAAGUUUCUUGUGCAGGUGGUGGCUGCCCCCUCCCUGGAACAGCUGGCAGCUCUACAUGCACGUCUGCUAACCUUGCUCUGCGACCUUCGAAGUUGUUCCGGUGCCCUUCCUCGCAUCCGCCAGGGACUGUUGGUCGCCAUCCAUGCGGCGCUCGGCAGUCUGCUCGACCCGUUCAGUUACGCGAUAUCUGGCGACCGAGAUGUCCUCCAAUGCCCAUGCCCAGAUCCUGUGCAGAAUGCCUUGUCCGUUCCCCUUGGCCACAACAACUCAGCCCAGCUCGUGAGCGAUGGAGUCUCUGUUGACAUCGACCCUGCUAGUCGCGAUCUUGGGGGCUACGUUUGUUCGUAUCUCCCAUGGAUCGCGGCUAGCCUUUUCCUCGGGCGAUGUCUGAUUCUGUACAUAGCUCUGUGCAGAGUUGUAGCGGUUUCAGGGAGGUUUAUUUCGGCAUAUGGUCCCCGCCUUUCUUGGCGCCGAGCGUGGCAGCUUGGCUGUGUUCUCUCAGCAACCGCUUGGUGGGUUGCUGCAGCAAUCGGACCGCCUGCCUCCAUGAUGCUGUGUGCCAUAAUCAGCGAGCUCCUGGCUGGCCUUCCUGGACUUGCCUUGGACUUUGGCUCUGCCCUCAGUUCUGCCACUCAGCACUGUGUUCGAGUCCUCCCUGUCAUCGUUUCUGGACUCGCUGGCGUGUGGGGCCGUUGCUGGACUUGGCCCCGCGGCAACGGGCACUCUGAUGGCGACGGUGAGCGGACAUGGCCUUUCCUCUCUUUCUGGCAUUCCCCUUUCGCUUUGUGUGGAUGUGUUAUGCCGGCUGGGGCCCGAUCUGCCGGUCGCAAGGUACGUGGGGUGCGGUACUGUGCGAAAGUGCGACCACGGAGGUCCUGUGGCCCUAACUUCCAUGUGACUUUGCUCCUGCUCUACCUCUCGGUCGCUGACGGAGCUACUCUCCGUCUGGGUGCUGCUGUCCUUUCCUCUUACCUUGUGCAGCUCCCCGAAGCAGUGCAGUUGCAUGCGCAUGGUUUCCAUGAAGGCCUCCCUGUUCUCAGCACAGGUCCCGUCCUUCCCACUCCCAGUGCUGAUGAGAUGUGUGACGUCUAUCCAGUUGGCCGGACUGGUAACUUGCUGUUACCACGUACUGACCGUAGCCGCAGGCAUCUCGCUGUGUUUGUGGGGACACCUCCUGGAGCGCCUGUCCUCGACCCAUGUCCCAUUCCCUUUCUGGUUGAUGAAUGGCUGCAUGGGCCGCUGCUUCAUGCUAGGUUAGCCGCUGCUCUUGGUUUCCCUACUGGGGUCUUCGCUGUAUCUGGGGUCCGCGGAGUUCUUCCUGGGUUACCGAGUGAACAGCUUCUCCUCACGCCAGCUGCUUGUUCAUGGCGGCAAGUGUGGCUGCCCGUUGAUUUGCGACAGCUUGGUGGCCGAGUGUGUAUGAUACAGUGUCCUCGUGACUCCACAUGCAGAGCAAUCGCCCAACUCGCCCUUGCUGCUCAAUCCUUGACGGCGGAGGUUGACCUUCUUCUUGCUCGUUGCACGUGGGGCUGGUUGACCCUUGCCUCCCAGCCUCUCUUCUUGCAAGAUGUUGACACGCUGCAGUUUCAGAUCGGUCCGGCUGUCGAGGCGCUUCAGGGUCCUGUCGGAUCGUCCCUUGAUCCUCCCCUGUCUCUCUUUUCUGCGAUGCAGGUGAGCCUCCCUACUGCUCCGGCCGCCUACGACGCCUUUCCGGGUCAUUCGCAUAACCAGGCCGUUCUAAUCACACCCAAUGGGUUAGUAUACGUUGAAGCCCCGGUUUUUGCUGACGCCGCGACCUUCCGACGCAUCGUGUCUACGCGGGCUUCCCCUGCCGCUACUGGUGGCGUGUUGCGUAUCUGGCACCCACUUCCCUCGCUCCCUCUUGUCCAGUUUCUUGAGGUUCAUUGUGCUGAGGGGGAAGUGCCGUGCAUUUUGGAUUUCCGUCCUGUGGGCUGGAGGCUGACUACUGUCUGCAUCUCGCCCCCUGUCACUGCGCUCGCCGCUGUCACCGCAGCUUCACGUCGGGAUCGCAACAGUCUUCCCCACGAAUGGGUAGAUCAGUGUGCCAGGGGUGGCUUCGGUCUUCUUCACAGGGAAUUUUCUGUGCUUCCGGAUCAGGUCAUUUCAGGGAGCUUUCCGUUGGUGAUCAUGUUCUUUCCGCAUGUUUUUCGCCAGGACUCCUCGUCUUCCUCGGAGGACCAGGUCGGCGGGUGGGACACUCCAGGUACUUCGGAUACCAUUUCCGCCCUUCAGCACACCCUGUUGCCUUCACCCGCGAGAGCUUCUGCGUCCGCCAGUAUGCCUGCCUGCACCGGAGUUACACCCUCUGCUUUCCUUAAUUCUUCGGUCCCUCGCGCUGCUGAGCAAAUUGAGGAGCCGGCUUCGGACACGUCUGCUGCUGUCCACAUGUUGCGAAGGCCCUGGGUAGUCCUUCCUGUCUUGGGGGUCUUAGGUGGGCAUGCCGGAAAGCAACCUGGACUUGGCACGUGGAGUGUUGCUUGCUUCCUGCUGCACCUUUCUCCUGUUGCAGCGGUUCAAAUCCACAGCGAACCUGCAUCGCCACGUGAUGCUGUUCUUUCUGCUGCCAGAGCUCCAGACCGCCAGAUUGCUGCUCCUGCUGGAGCCCACUCUCACCUGCAGUCCAAGUGGCUCCUGACUGGUGACUUCGGUGAUGGUCCUCUCUGGUUAUCACUUCCGUCCCCUGACUCGGUCUUCCUUAUAACUUGCCGUCUUUGGCUGCCAGGCUCCGAUGUGCGCCUUGAGUUUUCAAGCACCGAUCGGGCCCGUGAUGUGUCUGCGGAGCUGUACCGCCAAGCCAUUCGACUUGGACGAUCUCAGAUUGUUGCGGCGUCGGUCGGGCUUACGCUUGAAGCUGUUCACCUUGUGUCCCUGCCAUCGCACCCGGAAGCAAUUACGGUCCUUUUUGAUCUAGGCAGGGAGGUUGUUUGCAGCGAACUUCCGUUCGACUAUAGUCCGAAUCAGGUUAUUACUGCCGCUCAGGAAGCAGCCUCUAGCAGUGACAUCCAAAUCUUGAAAGGCCUGGCACACAGACUUCGCCACGGUGAUGUCAUUCGGGUGAUUGUUAACUCCGAGCAACGUACGCUUGAUGUCUCGGCGUUCACUCUCCCGCCUCAUGUCGCCUCCGCCUCUCGGUGGCUUCGGGAGUCGAGGGUGGUGUCCUUCCUUCAUUCCGUUGAAGGGGUGCUCUCUUUCGAGGUUCCGCGGUCGUACGCCCUUGACAUCACUGUGCUGAGCACCCUCCUGCAUAGUGUCAUCCCUGGCCGUCAUGUCUUUGUUGAGAUCCCUGGGGCGGAUGCCCUCCCACAUGCAGCGUUUUGUGUUGCUCGUCCGGGCCAAGACUGUGUUACUUAUCGCCUGACUGAUGCCUCUGAUCCUUCCGCUGCAGGCCUUUUUCUAGCCUUUGCAGGAGUUUUCGAGUCCUUCCCUGUCUUUCUCGACAGCCUUCUUUACAGCAAUCGCCCUGCAGCUGUCUUGCUACGUCGGUUGCAGCCUUUUGGCUUGUCGGUGCUGUCCUGGGAAUGUACCGUUAUCCCCGGCCGAGGGGAUUGGGGACCUUUGCCAGACCGUUGCCCAGCUCUUUCCUUUGCUGGCCAGUUUUACCCGCCUGGAGCUCCCUUGCCCGACUUCCCCUCUGGAGCUGUCAUUCAGAUCAUCAUCGUCGUGGCCCUGCUCUGGAACCGGCCAUCCGGCUUGACGGGCGUGGUAAUCAACUUGCUGCUGGUAACGGUACUGGUCUCGACCAUGCCACCGUUUCCCGGGUUCAUCUGCUGUCCCGUGAACUCUCUUUCCAUACGUCACGACUGUGGGCUUUCCUCCCAAAGCACUUGCGCUGCCGCCUCGGCCAAUGUCGAUCUGCUUGAGGAAGCCACAAGCUGGCUCUCCCGUCCUCCGUUAGCUGGCUCUAUUAUCUUCCCUCCGCCUGAUUGUUCGGCCGAGGAGUCGUCUGAUGAAGAAGGUCCCCCUCCUGUCCAAGCUGAGAACAUGUCGGACGCUUCUGGGGCACCAGUCCCUUUCACCACUCCAGCGGGACCUCCUCCACCGGAGCCGGUGAACGCCCCCUUCCAGCCUCGUUUGCGCUACCUUCGUGCGGCCCGCCCUCUUGAGGAUUAUGCUCUGGGACUUUGGCCCUCCACUCUCGACAGGGAGCCGGCUGCCGAUGAGGAUGUUAUUCGCCGGGUCCAAGCUGAUUUGCUUGGACUCCAACGCGGCCUACGCACAUUUGCCGCUGCCAUCCCAUUGGGCACGCCCUUUUGUAUCCACAACCCCUUCACUGCCCGCCAGCAAUGUGACAUUGUGGAAUACUCUGCUGGGCCUGAACUUAAUCCCUUUGUCCUGUUUCAAGGCCAUGCACGCAGCCGUGGUUGGGCCGGGAUAGUCUUGCUCAUGCCGCAGCCCGAUGCCACAGCUGUGCAUCUAAUUGGUUGCCCCCAAGCACCGGGCAAUGUCGCGGUUGGUGUCGUCAUUGACGGACGCCUAAUUCCUUGCUGCCUUCCUGCAUGUGUAGCUUGCGCGGCGCUCCGAGCGCUUCACCUAGACGGCCAAGCAUAUGAUCUCCGACCUCCGGAAGUUCAUGAAGAAACUGCUGUUGUCCAAUUUCGCAACGGCGACUGUUUGGCGGCAGGGCGCCGACCCUCCCGCCAGCUUCCCUCCCAGCAGGAUGUGCAAGCCGCCGCCGCAGAAACCUUGGGGCGUGGCACCGAUGCUGCAACCUCGGCCCCCGGAACUACUUCUGCUGCAGUCAGAGCCGCAUGGUUGUGGGUUGGGCUCGUUGUCACCUCCGCCAGGUCGCCUGGUGUGGCGCCUGCAAUGCUCGCUCUCUGUCUCUGGCACGCAGAGGUUCUAGGUAUGCAUAGGCCAGGUGGCUUCCCUUGGGGUAUUGAUCCGGUUAACCGGCGGUUCUCUGGCAUUACGAGUGAGGACCCGGUUGAAGUUGUCUUGCACAGCCCCUUUCUGGGGGUUUUUCCGCCCUUUACAGCCUCCCAGGACACUUGCCACACUCAGGCCUGGGCCCAGUUUCGCAAUGAUGACCCGGGUUGGGCGGCAGACUACUUUCCGGUCUGGCCGGGGCCCGCAUUCAAUGAACUUUCCGUCGUCCCUGUCGGCCAUGAUCCCGCCCUUGUCACCAUUAUGCUUGUCUGGGGAGGUCACCAUCGGGCCACACUCACGCCUCGAACUAUGACGGUUGCGUGGCUGACUUCCUUUGUUGCCCGUCAUAUCAACAGUGAAGUUGGUGGGCUUUCACUUCCCCACGGUUUGGCGGUUUGCGAAUAUUUUGAUAUCCCGCCUGCUGCUUUUCGGUUCCGCAAUGGGGACGUAGUUUAUAUCCAUGAUCCCCCAGCGGACCCUGAUGAGCCGUUAGAGUUUGUAGAGCCGUGGCACCUCCAGGAUGGACUCGCGGCACACCACGCUCCCUGGGCAGUGGGGUUCCAACUUAUGUUUCCGAUUUCGGUGCACUUGCUUCGUCCUGAGAAACCGCCACUUCUCACGAGCAUUCCGGCUGGCGAAUCAUGGUGUCCUGAAGCAUUUUCAUUUUCAGGGGACUUUAGACACCAAUUCCCUGGCUUUUGGACGCCGGUCCAGUGGACGAGUGCCCGUGCCCUGCAAUUGAUGGCGGUUAACGAGGUUGCAGCUAAGGUUAAUGUCGUAGCGGCUACUCCUGAAGGGCGGUUGUGCCGAUCGGUUGAUCGUGUUGUGUCUCGUGCCAGCCUCGCCGCUCAACUGAGGUUUUGCCCUGCGACGGUUCAGGUUGGCGGGGUCCCGCCAUAUGCCCUGGAGCAAGCGUGCGAACUCCGCAACGGGGAUGUUGUUUUUGGGGAGUUCGCUCGCGGUGGCUGUGCGACUGCCUCCUGCCGCCUAGGUUUGUGGCUAGGAACUGCACUUGCUUUCUCACAGCUGCCCAUAGCACGCCAGUUCUUGCUUGUCCUUGCUGUUGGCCUCUUUUAUGGUGGUCAUCCUGCGAGUUUCGGGGCCAGCGCUCUGCUUUUCAUGUCGCCCGCGGCGGCCAUGAUUCCACAGGCUCCUGCAACAUCCGUGGCAACCCCGGAUAUCCCUGCUGCCACUGUUAACCGAGUCACCCUCACUCUUGCCAAUCCUUUUGCACCCUGGCAACGUGUUGAGGUUGACCCCAGUAAUGCCUUUGAGGAGAUCAUUGCAGAUGCACAUCACACCCUGACGUCGUGGCAUCGGGGGUUUGUUGAAUCCGGGCUGGUGACCGAUGGUUCGCAUGUUCUGGUCCCGAGACCCGGAGGGCCUUACAGCUGCGCUUUGGCCGCAGGGUCAGUGUACACCUAUCGUGACUUGAUAGCUGUACGGCUUUUCCAGUCGGACCCUUCAGCGGGGCCACGUGAAACGCCCGUCUUCCUGACCUGGGGAGCUGCGCAUGCCGCAUCAGCAUGGCAUUCCGACUUUAUUGUGGCACACGCCUCCUGUGUGCUGUUGUGGUCACCCAGCCGACCCGCUCGGGUCGCUCUCCUCCGACACCAAGCGCGGUGGAAUGCUGCCGAGGCCACCGUUUGCCAACACGAGGAUGCCUUGGGCGUAUACCGGCUACUGAGGAAGCCAGUGUCCGCGAUGGCGAUUGGUGGGUUCACUCCCUUGCAGCUGGAUUGUUUGGCCGUCGGAUGCCGCCUCGGCGGAGUCGCUCCCGUGGUCAGGCGGGGUGGCAGCCUGAUUGUACUGACGGUCAGCUGUGUUUUGCCCGCUGCUUUCCAGGUCCAAGGACCAUGGUCCCUGUUUGAAGCUGUUGGAUCCCGACACUGUGGGGCCUGGGCAACCCGCUUCUUCCCCGUCCGUGGGGCAUUUCCGUUUGCCCAAGUUACGCUUGCCCCGGCUGCUCCUUUCGGGAUGGCAAGUGUAGUCUUCCACACCCUCAGUGGCACUGCAGUUGCCUUAGCGUCGGUUGAUGCGUCGCUCGAGGACAUUCAGCGGCUGGCCGCCCGUCUCAUUCCCUGCACACGGUUUUGGGUUGUCAUUCCGCCUCCUUCCAUCCGCGCCGCUAAUAUGCACACGCACAUCCGCCUUCGCAACGGCGAUGCUUUUGGCUUUCUGCCUGACUCUUCUCAACCCGGUUCUACGCGGUUCCCUGCUCUGCACUACCCAUCCCUUGAUCGGGCGCGGCAGGUUGCCAGCUGGUCGUUGUCCUUCAGGUUUGACACCGGCGGCCCCGUCACCCUGUGGACAACCUCCAACCGUUUUGGCCAGUUGGUGUAUGUACGUGACAAUGCGUAUUGGGAUCCUCUAGGCCCCACUUUUCGAAGCUUAGGCGGAGAGACCCUAACAGGUUCCUGGGUACCAGUCCUUACAGGUGACCUGUCGGACCUACAUCUAAUGUCCCGCACCUCAAUUUCUGAAGCGCAUGUGCUCUUCCUUCUGCCGCCAGAGCAGACACCGGUGGGGGUCUUCCUAGCCGGCUGCAACACCCACCGCAUUCCCUUGGGCUGGCAACUGUUACCUGCCAUUCGUUAUGUGCGUGCUGGUAGCACGCUGAGGGACGGGGACGUCUUGGUUAUCGCCCCGACUGCUGAUCUUGUUUGGGACCCUUUCAGUAUCCGGCCUCCCAGUUUAGAUGAUGUGCAGCCGCAGAGUGCCCAGCACACUUGGCAUCAAUCUCUGACCUCUGCCUCGCCUGGCCCUACGGCUCUGCUAGGCUUUCUCGCGGUUUCGGUGGGUCGCGCUCCAUGGUGGUUAGGGCUUGCCCUCGGGGUUGUGCUAGGGUCUGGCAUGGUGCCAUCUUACGAGCUCCCCGAUCCGCCCAUCCGAGUCGGGCUGUACCCAUGGCGCGCGCGUCCAGGUGAAGGCGACCUCCUCGAUCUUUCGGUCCGCCCUGAAUUGGAUAUUGUUCUGCUUAGUCCUUUCACAGGGCCUCGGGAGGCCGGUCGUCUGUACACCUCCGCUGCCAUUACGGAGCUUCACACUUUGACGCAGGCCUGUGAGCCGGCAUGGGGUGCCGAUGCUGUGCCUGUCUGGCCGACUGCCGCCCUUCCUGCCUUGUUGGUCGUUCCUCGACCCCCUGACCCCAGCCUCGUGGCAUUGUGCUGUCUGGGCCGUCGACUUUUCGGGGCACAGUGGCGGGCCCUCGACUUUACAUUUGCCGGGGAAUUCUGUCAGCACUAUCCUGGGCGUUGGGUGCCGGUACCAUGGAUUGCCCAAGAUCAUGCCCAUUUAGUUGUGGUGUCCGAGGACCCGACAUAUGUCAAUGUUGUCAUUGAAGCUGACGGUAAGUGCUGGUGUGCACCAGUCACUGCCGUGACGGACGCCUGGCAGUUAUGGACUGAUGUGCCCUCAAUCCCCACUCAGCCACGAGUGCUGGGUCUUUCACACCAGGAACUGCGCCAAGGCACUGUCCUCCGCAAUGGUGACGUUGUGUCAGGAGCUCCCAAGGUCGCCCCGCUAUCGGGUGGCGUUUGGGUUCUCCUCGCUUUCUUUCUCUCUGCCCGAUUUCUACCGACUUUCCCGAGCUCCUUGGUUCUGCUUGCUGGCUUGGUUUUCGGAUGGCACCAUGAGGCUGUUGGUGCCCGACACCUUUCCAUCACAGUUGGCCUCGCUGCCGCCGGGCAGGGUCACGUUAGGGCAGUUAGGAUGCAUGACACACCUUAUCCUGUAGGGGAAUGUCACCGCCUCUGGGAGCCCUCCGGCUCUGUGUCAGGGCCGUUUUUUGGUCCUGUUGAUCGCCCGCCUGAGGAGUUGCGUCAUGCUGCUGUUGCGUGGUCUGACUUUACUCAAGUCCUGCCACCUCAAGAUCCUCGCAUAGUUGACUGGGUACCUGUCCCUUCGGAUCCACUCUUUGUUGUUGUCUUGCUUCAGUGCCCGCCUGCGACUCGAGCCGCAAUCUUGCCAGCCACCUGUCAUGCUGCAGACCUUAUCCGUGCUUGUCGGCGGUCGGUUCCUGAUUUAGCUUGUGUUUUAGCCUCGCCUGAAAUCUGGUGUGGCACCGCCACUUCCUUUACCCCAACUCUUUUCCUUCGGUCAGGGGACGUGCUGACCCUGGCAUGUGCCGGCUGGGUUCCACGCCUGCGCUCUCCCAGUGGCCGCUAUUGGGAUACCUUCUAUCAGGCCCGUAAAUUUGCAUUUUGGGGUAGCCCCUUUCAGAUUCGUAUGCCGGGCCUUCUGUUUGCGUGGUCGGCCGGUGAUCCUGUUCCCUUGACGGUUCACACCGUUCAAAAUGAAGUGUGGGACCCGGAACACUGCACAUUCCGUCCCUCCUUGGCCCGGUACAGUGUUGACCGUUGGAUCCCGGCGGCCCGUUGCGAUCUGCUAGGCCUCCACCUUGUCCCUGAGAGUCUUAAUCCGCAUCGUGCACAUGUUCUGCCUAUGCAGCCACCCCUUCGGUUGUUGGAGGUCUCCCGUUACAGCACGCGGGGUCUGAUUCGGGAUGGUGAUAGCGGCUCUCUUGGUAGCAGCGCUCCCUCCCCCCGUCUUCUGCUGUGCCUUGUUGGCCUUCUGCUGGCGCGGAAUGCAUUGCCGCUCUGGCCCAGUGGAGGGGCUCUCCUUUUUGCAGGGGCCUCUUUCGGGGCGUUUCCCUUCAGUGGCACCCUUGUCUUACCGGCUGUUUCUCCUGUUGCGAUGCCGGUUUCUGCUCAGAAUCUUCGUGUGGUGUCGCCCAGGUGGCCGCCGAUUGCGCCAAGCCGGGGUUCUUUUACCGUUGUCGGGGGACCUCGCCGUGGCGGAGCGCUGCCCUUUUGGCUUGCUGCCCCUGAGCCAGCUGCGAGGCCUGUUGCCCAGACUGCUCCUGUUCCACCGGCAUGGUCCGCGUCCUUGCUUGACUGGUAUGGCCGUGCGUGGGGAGCGCCGGCCGAUGACCGCGACUUUGAUGGUUCUCCCGCGACUCCGGCGACUCAUUGUCUCGAUUUGCAGGACGCCGGGUAUCAUUAUGCCGGCUUGGCCGCACAUUAUCUGUUUAAGCCCCUUCUCACCGACCUUCCUUCGUCACUUGCUUCCCUGCUCCAUCAGGGAUGGUGCCGGUUUCCCCGUUGGCCAGGCGGUGUUCCGGACGAAGUGUUCAUUGCCACUGAUGGUAGUGGGUUAGGCAAGGGAGGUUGGGCCCUAGCUGUGUGGGUCUCGUGGAAGGGCAAUUGGUACCGCCUCGGCUGGGACGCCGGCAGCCUUGCCUCUACACCGUGGCUUCCCUCGUUUCCUGCAACCCAUCUUGACCUUCGUUCUUACCUGGGGGAGCUGAGCGCUUUAGUGUCUGCUGCCGCAUGGUUUACGGUGUGGUGGGACAACAUGCAGCUCCUGACCGGGAACGCGCCUGCCAGGAUUACCUUAGCUGUUGACAACAGUGCAGCGCUUCAAGUCGCAGGGGGCCAUGCUUCGGCGACAACGCCGCAUGCCCGUGUCUGCCGGGCUCUGUGGCAGUCGAUCCAGUCCCGAUGUUCGACGCACUUCAGGCAUGUGCCAGGCCAUACUGGCAACCUCGUCAAUGAAAUUGCCGAUGCCUUGGCGGGGUACGGAACUGCUCAUGACCGUUGUGCGUCUGUCGGGUGGUGCCGUCUGCCGACUACAUUUGGGGACUCACUUUUAGAGUGUGCCCCGCUCAUGUGGCUCUUGGCGCAAGCUCGCCUGCAAGAAGGCCGGUUGUGUUGGCGCUCACCGGGAUGGGUUGAUUGCCCCCGCACUUCCAUUCAAGAGCCCCCGCAGAUACGGCCGCAGGUGCGGCAAGAUGACGAGCAGGUCAAGCCUCUUCGUACCACUGUCACUCUUGUGCAAGCCAACAUCCAGACAAUUAAAGAUGUUGAUGUGUCCUUCUUCAAUAGGGAUGGACACGGGCAGCGCCGCAUCUACCUGGCUAAACAACUUCGAGCUCUGGGGGUUCAUAUUGCCUUUCUUCAAGAGUGCCGCAGCCGCCCGGGCCGGUGGUCCUCCCACGGCUUUCUCAGCUUCCGUUCGGGAGCCGAGAAAGGGCUGUUCGGGGUCGAAAUUUGGAUCCGCCCCGACCUGCUGCACCCUGCUUUGAGUCUGGACGACUUCCGCAUCCGUUUUGCCAGCCCGAAAAUUCUGUUAGUGCAGUGCCAACGCGCUGAGCUCCCGGUUACUCUGGUUGCAGCCCAUGCACCUCAUGCUGAGAGGCCGGACGCGGAGAUUCGGCGGUUUUGGCAUGAUCUCAAGACGCAACUUCUUCCUGCCUGCAAUCGCGGUACUGUUCUGCUAGGUAUUGAUGCGAAUGCUGACUUUACGGGCCGUGAUGAGGAAGAGACCCUUGUUGGCGACCUUCUUAAUCUCCGCCCCGCCAGGCUUGGCGACGAUCUCCUUCUGGCCUGUGCUCAUGAUACGGCGCUGGCUGCCCCUGGCACUUGGUCUGAGGUCUGCACUGGACCCACUUGGACCUGGCAGCACACAGGCGGGAAGACCCAACGCUUGGACCACCUGCUUAUUACCCAUGGCACUCGGGUCUCUCAGUAUCGCCAAUUUCCUGAAUUUGACAUCUUGAAUGGCGAGGCCAGGGAUCAUAUGCCCAUUGUCAUUACUGUUGACGUUUCCGGGAAGUCCGCAGGUAAAAUGCAUCCGCGCUGCCCCUACUCGGCUGACUCUGGUGCCGCUGUCGCUGAAGCUGUCUGGGACGCUCUUCACCAGUCCACACCUGGUAGUAGUGCGGAGAGAGUUCAGCAACUUUGUGCUGCCCACGCCCAUGCGAUCCGCUGCCUUCCUGCCCGGCCCCCUCUUCAAAAACGGCAACCUUAUCUGUCUGAAGUUGCUGCCGGCCUUCUUGAAACUCUUCGUGAUGCACGGGCCGAGGUUAGGCGGCUUCGCACCCUCUAUCACCGGCAACUCUGUUUGGUUGCCUUUCGGACAUGGUGCCGCCGCCGAGUUGAGUCCCCAGCCCUCCCCUGGGAACUUCAUCAGGUCCGCAUGAUGAUGGCGCAUUUUGCACACGUUUGUUUCCGGCUUCGAGCUCAGGCUCAUGCACAGGCACGGCUUGAUAAGCAGGCCUACUUCGAAUCCAUGCUCCUCGGCGCAGUCGAUCACUGGCAUGCCACCGGGCGCCCUCUCGAGGCGGUGGCCAAGCUGUCUUGGGCGUCCAAAGGUGCCAAGCAAAAACGUGAUGUUAGGGCCGCAAGUGGGUUUGACAUCGAUGAGCAACUCCAGCUACAAUUCCAGCAGCAGGAAGAUGGCCGCCCGGUGUCGGAUGCCCAAUUGAGUGCAGCCUUUUCUCUUUGGGCUGCUGAACCGCGUGGCGUUUGUCUUUCGGCCUUACCCACCCUUCUUGAUGUUGAACACAUGUGUCGACUCCAGCGCCGAGGCAAGGCCCCUGGCCCGGACCACAUUCGUAAUGAGGUCUGGCGAACCCACCCCGAUCGCGCCGGCCGAUGGUUGUGGCCUAUGUGGGUUCACCUCGCUUGGGGCGAGGCCGAGCCACUUCACUUUAAAGCUUCUACUGUGGGAGCUCUCCACAAAAAAGGCCCAGCUCACAUUCCCGCCAACUUCCGGUCCAUUGCCAUGCUGAAUGGAGUGGCUAAGUUGUGGCACUCCCAACUUCGGGCCACCCUGGGUCAGGAAGUUAUCGCUCAUUACUUUCCGACCCAGCUCGGGGGUAGGCGAGGCGUGGACACCGGCCUUGCCCUCACUGUCUUCCGCUCUGCUGUCGACUUGGCUUCCGUUCAUGGCCGGUCCUGGGCUGCCUUGUUUGUCGAUAUUCAGGCCGCCUACUAUGAAGCAGACCGAACCUUGCUUUUCCACGGUCGUGACCUUGAACCAGCUCUUGCGGGCCUGCAGCUGCCUCGUCAUGUUCAUGGCCUGAUUCAGGAUGGCGUCCUAGCGGGUCUCGGGGUUCCCGCUGACCAGAUUGCUCUCCUGCGUGACUGCGUUGAAUGCUCGUACUGGCGCCUUGUCGGCCAGCACCAGGCUAUCAUUGCAGGUCGAGGGUCCCGGCCCGGGGACGGACUGGCCGAUGUCCUGUUCGGAGCCUUGUUUGCAGUGAUUUUACAGUGCCUCCAUUUUGCGCUCAAGGCUGAAGACAUUGUUCAUGCCGCUUCCUCUGAUGCCCUUGGCCGACCUGAUGCAUCCCUUCAAAUCGCAUGGGCUGAUGACCUGUGCCUGCUUGUUGAUUUCAUCCGAGCCACUUGGGCUGUCUCGAAGUUGCGUCGCCUUUGCACUAUUGUUCUCCAAGUUUUCGAAGCCUUUCGGUUCCGCGUCAACCUUGGAGCAGGUAAGACCGAAGCGCUCGUUCACCUGCAAGGAGCGGGGGCUAAUGUUGCCCGCAAGGAUCUCUUAACCCCUGAGCCCCUUCUUGCCCUCAGUGAUGGGAGAGGCAUUAGGGUAGUCCCUGAAUAUAAGUACCUCGGGGUUGUGCAGCGCUGCCGUGACACUGGCCGACGGGAUGUCGAGGCCGCCGCCGCGCGUGGCAACUCUAUCUGGACUCAAGCCUCUGGACUUGUCCAUUCUGAGAAGUUGCCGUGGAUGCUCAAGUCCGUAUGGCUGCAGGGAAGGACCCUCCCUGCAGCGUACUCCUCCCUUGCCACUACUUUAGCUCGUUCUGAACGAGCCUGGGGACCCCUGAAUGGUUUCUACGACAAAUGCCUUCGCCAGCUCGUCGGGUCUUGGGAUGCUGGGCACCAUGUGGCCUCAGUCCAACUGCGAGCCUGUACAGGGGUUCUUGAUGUUGAAUGUGCUACGGUUAUCGCUCGUGUGCGCCUGCUCUGCCGCAUUGCCUCGGGCCGUUCCCCUGAGGUCUUUGAAUUGUUCCAAGCCAGCUGGGAUCGCGGCGGGGAAUGGUCUUCCCUCCUUGCUGACGCGGUGCGGCGUGUUUGGCCGGCCUGUGGCCUACCGGCACUCCAGACAGGCGAGCCUACCCUUCUCUGUGUGCGCCGGCAUACCAAAGAGAUCCUCUCGGCCUGUCGCCGGAUCAGUCGGUCCGGCACUAUGCUGCUGGCUCUCCAUCGGGCGUGGAGAAGUCAUGGCGGUCCGCCACCCAAGCGGGUGAUUGGUCUCGCGUCCCCUCACAUAUGCCCGGAGUGUGGUGUGACUCUCCCUUCGGCGCAUGCCUUAGCGGCCCAUGCCCAUCGACUUCAUGGGCGCGUUGCUCUGUGCACCCAGUACACGUUGGGGACGAUCUGUCUGUGGUGUAUGGUCGAAUUCCAUAAUGCUGCGCGUCUCCGGUACCAUCUUUUGCACUCACCGGACUGCGAGCACGGGCUUCGGUGCUGUGUGGGCCCUGUCUAUGAGUAUGGUACAGGCACCAAACGCCGCGGCAAACAGGGCCAUGCCAGGGCCCCGGUUUUCCGUGUUGCAGGCCCGUGUAAUGCUACCGCGGCACAGCGUCGUGCCGCCGAGGAGGGGCGUUGCUGCACGGACGAGGAGCUCGCUGCUGAGUUACGCACUAUCGCCCCUGGUCCGAGCUUCUCCGAGGGCACUCGCUCCUCUCCUGUUGUGCCCUUUCGCCGUGUUGGUGGUUACUCUACUCUUCCCCCUGGCGAAGAGGCUAGUACGAUCCCGUGCCCUGAGGUCUUGCACUCACCACAUGCUCCUGUUGCUUCCUCCACCGGAGCUUUGGACUUUGGUUCACCCACCACCUCGGUUCGGCUCUCUUCCGAUGACACCGCGGCUGCUUCUGCUCGGUACCAGACGCAUCCAACGGAAAGGUUCUGCACUGUCUAUUGUUUCGACGAGGCCCCUGGCGCCUCGUCGUUCUGCGCCCCCUCUUGCCGGUGGUGUGCGGUGCCUCCCGCCAUCUGGUGUCUCCCGCCAUCGUGGGCGCGGUGCUGGAAGCUCUUUCUUGCCCUUGAGUCGCUACACCCGUGGGCAGCUGAGACUUGGAGACUCUCUGCCUUUCUGCGCCAGGAGGAACGCCCCUCUCCAAGCGCCACACUCGGAUGCCUGACAUGCUUUGAGCAGAUCGCGGCACAGCGGAUCCUUUUCCUGCGGAGACUGCUCACCUGUCUCCACUUGCUUCGUCAGAUUAAGGCUGGAGCUGCUCUGUGGUGCGCUGUUCCCUUGCCUGGCGCCUUCUGGGAACUUCUGCGCCGUGUCGUACCUCACGCUGUGGGUACAUCGGCUGUCGCCGUGCUUGGUUUUGGCACUGUCGUUAGCCUCCCUGCGGUCGCCCCGCGGGCUCUUUCCUCUCUUGCCUCGGGCUGGCUCUCUUUGGCCUCUCCCCGUCGCUUGGCGAUGCCGCACCAGCUUCCCUUGUAG
Messenger RNA from Symbiodinium sp. CCMP2592, 16269 nucleotides. The record is from the annotation of a GenBank genome assembly. Lineage: Eukaryota; Dinophyceae; Suessiales; Symbiodiniaceae.